Molecule: messenger RNA, 1473 nt
Organism: Hyalella azteca
Lineage: Eukaryota; Metazoa; Arthropoda; Malacostraca; Amphipoda; Hyalellidae
Gene: Cdk7
Product: cyclin-dependent kinase 7-like
Exons: 8
Coding region: 1-1116 (371 amino acids)
Biological process (GO): positive regulation of transcription by RNA polymerase II; protein phosphorylation
Cellular component (GO): nucleus; transcription factor TFIIH holo complex; transcription factor TFIIK complex
Molecular function (GO): ATP binding; RNA polymerase II CTD heptapeptide repeat kinase activity; cyclin-dependent protein serine/threonine kinase activity
Source: RefSeq, a predicted model, not a curated record
AUGUAUAAUAUUUGUUUAUUUUUAGAUCUGCCAAAAACUAAGAUGUCUUUAGGUUGUUCUGGCCGAAUUAGAGUAGAAGAAAAAUUGAAGCGAUAUGAGAAAAUUGAAUUCCUUGGUGAAGGGCAGUUUGCCACAGUUUACAAGGCUUUGGACACAGAAACUCAACAAAUUGUUGCUGUGAAGAAGAUCAAACUUGGCAGCCGAGAAGAGGCUCGAGAUGGUAUUAACAGAACUGCUCUACGCGAGGUUAAACUGCUGCAAGAAGUGAAGCAUCCAAACCUCAUUGGCCUCCUAGAUGUCUUUGGAUACAAAUCUGAUGUUUCUCUAGUGUUUGAUUUUAUGGACACUGACUUGGAGGUUAUCAUUAAAGACACUGAAAAUAUUAGUGUUUUAACUCCACCAAAUAUCAAGGCAUACCUUAUACAAACUUUGCAAGGAUUGGAGUUCCUUCAUAAACAUUGGAUCUUACAUAGGGACAUCAAACCAAAUAAUUUGCUUGUCAACACCGAAGGGGUUUUGAAAGUUGGCGAUUUUGGUUUGGCCAGGUUUUUUGGUUCUCCUAACAGACCUUACUCCCAUCAAGUAGUUACUAGAUGGUAUAGAUGUCCAGAACUGUUGUUUGGUGCUCGUCAAUAUGGCCCUGGCGUGGACACAUGGGCCGUAGGCUGCAUACUGGCAGAGCUGCUUGUUCGAGUGCCUUAUUUCCCUGGCGACAGUGACCUGGCACAGCUUACUACAAUAUUUACUGCACUUGGCACUCCUACAGACACAUCUUGGCCGGGCAUGGAGACUCUUCCGGACUAUGUAGCGUUCAAGCCCAUGGAAGGUUCUGCCAUGAAGGACCUUUUCCCUGCGGCGCCUGACGACCUCAUUGAGCUGCUGGAGGCGCUGCUGGCCAUCAACCCCCUGCACCGCUCUGACUGCACCGCCGCGCUCAAGCUGCCUUACUUCUCAAAUAUGCCGCCCCCGACACCUGGGCCUCUCCUGCCGCUGCCCGCGUGCGUGAAGAGACAGGCCGGAGGUGCGGAAAAGGAGGGCGCCGCCAAGAGCCUCAAGCGCAAAAUCAUCGACACGACCGGACUUGGAGGAUCGUUGGCAAAGCGACUUCAAUUCUAAGCAGCUACGGUAUGGUCGUCAUAAAAAGCUCAACUAUUGCUUUUCUCUAAACUAAACCAAAGACGAAACUGUACCGCGAUUGCAUGCAUUCAGUAUGGGUGAUAGCCGUGGCAGCCCAGUCAAGAACCACACUCGUCUUUAACUAGACAUUUGUAACACAACGUCUACAACAUCGUCGUAUUGCUCUGGGAGUAAUCUCCACAUUCCGUUCAUGAAGACAAACAUUUGAGCUGAGGUAAACGAGCAAAUAUGCCAAUACCAAUGCUGGGAACACCCGAGACAACUGAAGAUUAAUGUGAUAAUAGCCGAUUGUUGGUUUAUUUAUUGCUUUGUAACGUAUUAAAUUUUUUUACGGAA